UACUGGUGCAGUUGUGAGUUUAGUGUUGCAGAAGGUGGAACCAUGUUGAACGUAUUGGGGAGGACUUGUUCUUGUAUUUUAAAGACGGCUAAACCUGCCGUUUCUCUAUCAAAAGUACAAGAAACUAGUUUUAAAAUCAUUCCAACUUUAUGUACCAAACAUCAAAACUAUGCAACAGAAGCAGCUACUUCAGCAAAACAAAGCCCAAACUAUGGAAAGAUUGUAGCAGUAAUUGGUGCUGUUGUAGAUGUUCAGUUUGAAGAUGACUUGCCACCCAUUCUUAAUGCAUUGGAGGUUCAAGGCCGAAAACCUAAGUUAAUUUUGGAAGUUGCCCAACAUUUAGGUGAAAACACUGUUCGUACUAUUGCAAUGGAUGGAACAGAAGGUUUAGUCCGGGGCAACAAAGUUCUUGACACUCAGUCUCCUAUUAAGAUCCCUGUUGGACCUGAGACUUUAGGCCGUAUCAUAAACGUCAUAGGCGAUCCCAUCGAUGAGCGAGGCCCAGUCAACACUGACAAGUAUUCUGCUAUUCAUCAGGAAGCUCCUGAGUUUGUGGAGAUGAGUGUAGAACAAGAAAUUCUGGUUACAGGGAUUAAGGUGGUUGACUUGCUGGCUCCCUACUCAAAGGGAGGGAAAAUUGGAUUGUUUGGUGGUGCUGGUGUAGGAAAAACAGUACUAAUCAUGGAACUAAUCAACAAUGUGGCUAAAGCCCAUGGGGGUUAUUCUGUAUUUGCUGGUGUUGGUGAAAGGACACGAGAAGGAAAUGACUUGUAUCACGAAAUGAUUGAAUCUGGUGUCAUUAGUUUAAAAGACAAGACUUCUAAGGUGUCUCUGGUAUAUGGUCAGAUGAACGAACCACCUGGUGCUCGUGCCCGAGUAGCCCUAACUGGUUUGACAGUUGCAGAAUAUUUCAGAGAUCAAGAGGGUCAGGAUGUACUGCUUUUUAUUGACAACAUUUUUAGGUUUACUCAAGCUGGAUCAGAGGUAUCUGCUCUGUUAGGUCGUAUUCCUUCUGCCGUAGGUUACCAACCAACUCUAGCAACUGAUAUGGGUACCAUGCAGGAAAGAAUUACCACUACCAGGAAAGGAUCCAUCACAUCUGUGCAGGCUAUCUAUGUGCCAGCUGAUGACUUGACUGAUCCUGCUCCUGCUACCACCUUUGCUCACUUGGAUGCUACCACUGUGUUAUCCCGUGGUAUCGCCGAGUUGGGCAUUUAUCCUGCUGUUGACCCACUGGACUCUACUUCUCGUAUUAUGGACCCUAAUGUUGUGGGUAGGGAACACUACGAUGUUGCCCGUGGUGUACAAAAAAUUUUGCAGGAUUACAAAUCUCUUCAGGAUAUCAUUGCCAUCCUUGGUAUGGAUGAACUGUCAGAGGAAGACAAGUUAACAGUUUCACGUGCCAGAAAAAUUCAACGAUUUCUAUCCCAACCUUUCCAGGUAGCAGAAGUGUUUACAGGCCAGGCUGGAAAAUUUGUACCACUUGCAGAUACCAUCAAGGGAUUCAAAAUGAUUCUAGAAGGUGAAAUGGACCAUCUACCUGAAGUAGCUUUUUACAUGGUUGGGCAUAUUGAUGAGGUUAUCAGCAAGGCCGAGAAGUUAGCAGAAGAAUCUUAAUUUCUGAUGUUUGUUUAGUGGUGUAGCUUUUGUUCAGUGUCUCAGUCUAGGGUUGUAGGUAUACAGUGAUUAACCUCAAUCCUGUGGUUGAGGAAUUUAGAUUAGCAAGUACAGUUUGAAAAAACCAAAAAAGAUUGAAGUAAAUUUUGUCUUCGUUAGGCUUGAAUCAACAUUUUUUUUUAAUCUCAUAAAAUAGUGGGCUCACGUUUUUCUGAACUGUACAGAUGCUGCACACAGGUAGAACUAUGGUGAAUAAAAAAAAUUGUGUAA
Messenger RNA from Limulus polyphemus (Atlantic horseshoe crab), 1887 nucleotides. RefSeq names its product ATP synthase subunit beta, mitochondrial (gene ATPsynbeta). Gene Ontology annotation, molecular function: ATP hydrolysis activity; proton-transporting ATP synthase activity, rotational mechanism; ATP binding. The record is from RefSeq and is a predicted model, not a curated record. NCBI's taxonomy places the organism in Eukaryota, Metazoa, Arthropoda, Merostomata, Xiphosura, Limulidae. The transcript has 9 exons. The coding region runs from base 43 to 1617 and encodes 524 amino acids. Gene Ontology annotation, biological process: proton transmembrane transport; proton motive force-driven mitochondrial ATP synthesis.